GUUCUUUCAUGCCAACCUUGUGCCUCCCACCUCUUAUCUACUUCCUGAACUUGCUAGAACAACUUACGUAUUCUGCUGCGCUUCCUGUUGUCUUAUUAACAAAGCAUUCUGUGUGAACCUGUCGUUUUGACCCCCCAAGCCUGUCACCGUUGCUUGCUGAGCCACCGAUUGCGAUUGAGGCUUCAAAGAUUCGAAGUUAACACGGACUGGAGCUUGCCAAUCAACUAUGGCUAGCUCUGAUGAUGAAUCCUUCUUCUCUAACGAUGAAGAGCAUGCAAACCAGAUUUCUGAAAUACGAAGAUUCAGGGACCCGGUGCACGACUACAGUAUGUUGCUCUUUGUCUCCGACGCUUUUGUGGACUGUUCAAUGUUGAAGAAUGGGCAACGUCUGAUAUUAAUGAGUACUGCAGGAAACAAUUCCAGCGUCUUCGACAUAUCAAACAACUCGGGACGUCAUACUACGUCUGGCCUGGCGCGUCUCACAACAGAUUUGAACACUGUCUAGGUAGAGCUUCUCAAAUACCAUUAUCUCCUUAUAUGCGCUUUGAGCCCAAGUAAUUGACAUCGUCGCUAACGGGAAUUGACAGGUGUCGCGUACUUAGCACAAACUAUGGUCCGGCAUUUGCAGCAUUCUCAACGCGAACUGAAUAUCUCAGACAAAGAGGUUGAGCGUGUGACUAUUGCGGGCCUCGUCCAUGAUUUGGGACAUGGACCCUGGAGUCAUGUCUGGGAUUCGUUAUUCAUUCCCAAAGCUCUGCCCGACUCGACGUGGAAGCAUGAAGACGCGUCGGAAAUGAUGUUCGACGACCUUAUUGCCACCAACAACCUUUCUCACUCGAUUGAUGACACGGCGAGAACAUUAAUCAAGGACCUCAUACGUGGGAGGAGAGAUGAAAACAAAGCAGCGAAGCCUUUUUUGUUCGACAUCGUCGCGAACAACCGAAAUGGUUUGGAUGUAGAUAAGUUUGACUACAUCGCAAGAGAUACGAGAGCUGUGGAUGACAGGACCUUCACAUCCGUCUCUCGGCUGAUUCAUUCAGCAAGAGUCAUCGACGACCAGAUUUGUUAUGAUAUCAAGGACGCCAAUCAAGUCUACGAGCUUUGUUAUACUCGAUUCAGCUUACACAAGAGGAUAUACAAUCACAAGACUGCGAAGGCUAUCGAGUAUAUGAUCGUGGAUACUUUACUGGCCGCAGAACAACACAUGAAGAUAGCAGAAAGGAUACGUGACCCUAAGCGAUAUGUAUACUUAACGGAGAGUAUCUUGACCGAAAUUCAAGCGAGCACGGCGCCGGAACUCGAGAAGGCCCGUAAGAUCUGUGAUCGCAUUGCCAGUCGAGACUUGUACAAGUCUGUCGAUUAUAAGGUGUUCCCCUGGGCGCACAUGAGCCAGUGUUCCGAUUACUUCACACCGGAAAAUAUCGUACAGGCUGCCAAGAACCUUAAAGUCCCGGAUGACGAUCGUGUGGAGGACAAGAUUGUUGCGGAACUUGGCCCGGAGCAUGUCAUUGUGGAUCUCGCGCCCAUGCACUAUGGCAUGGGUGAUAAAAAUCCGCUCGAUUCUGUCAAGUUUUAUUCCAAACGAAACCCCAAAUCUUGUCGCGCGGCUGAACCUGGGGACAUCUCCCUUUUGAUGCCAGCCGUUUUUGGGGAAGUUAUGUUGAGAGUAUAUACCAGAGAAAGCCGCUUUUUCGGACUUGUCCAAGCUGGAUACAGAGAAUGUCUGAAACAGUUUAAUCCCGAAGGGAUGUCUCAGUCUACCGAUGGCACCAAGACACCCAUCCUGGAUUCUGGCACAGCAGCCUCGAGCAGCUCGUCUGUAGCCAGUCUUUCUACACGAUGGCAGGAUAACAAGUUCACUACUGUUGGCAUAAACUUUCAGCCACCGUCGCCUGGUAAGGGCACCAAGAGGGGACUCGGAAGGGAGGGUAGUGGAGGAUCAGCCAAGAAGAGAGCAGUCAGCCACGGGACUAGUACAUUCAAGUUGUCGACGUUAUAAGAGCACGAGUAAGAACUGUGUUCUCUCGAUGCUGCGGGAGACUUCUAUAUACACAUGGACAGUACCUACGUACUGCAUACAUACCUAGCUAUCGAUCCAGGACUAUGCGGUUACAAUGCACUAUCGUAUAACACGAAGAACAGUGAAAUGAGGAGUAAAAUAACGUUU
Molecule: messenger RNA, 2167 nt
Organism: Somion occarium
Lineage: Eukaryota; Fungi; Basidiomycota; Agaricomycetes; Polyporales; Cerrenaceae
Source: the annotation of a GenBank genome assembly